Molecule: messenger RNA, 3651 nt
Organism: Neurospora hispaniola
Lineage: Eukaryota; Fungi; Ascomycota; Sordariomycetes; Sordariales; Sordariaceae
Exons: 1
Coding region: 1-3651 (1216 amino acids)
Source: RefSeq, a predicted model, not a curated record
AUGGUUCACUCUGAAGCCGACUAUGUCAUGAUCCGAAAUGCGGAUGGAACGGAAAGCCCACAGCGCAUCUUCAGAAGGCACAAGGUUCUGCCCCGUCCGGGUACAGCGUCGUCGACUGGUUCGCGAAGCUCAAGUCCCGCUCGGCCUUCGCGGACUACCCAGCUACGGCGGUCAAGACAUCGACCAGCCGGCCCCGAACCGCCGCCGACGCCGCCUGCCCAUUCACGUGCCUCGUCGUCGGCCAAGUCGAUGAAGUCGAUAGACCAGUCAAGCCCAACAAACUCGGGCAGUCCGCUGCAAAGCACCGAUAAUGUCCAGCAUGUUGAGCCACGUCUCCCGACCACGCCACCGAACCAACGUACUCCGCCGACUCCGAAUCUGACUCCUGAAAGAAUCCCUCCGCCCGCUGCAGAACCACCCAGACGGCCUACCAGGCCCCAGCUGCAGGUCCAAACUCAGUCCGAGUCCCAGUCACAGUUCUUGGCCCAGUCCCGGCCCCGGCCACGGCUCGCUGUCGGUGGUCGGAUGCCGUCCAAUGCGACAACGAUAGACUCAAGAUCGGAAUCCUUUAGAACAGCGCCUGAAGUCCCUAUCACUCCAGGAGAUGAAGAUGACGGAAAAUCGACUGUGCGGCCCGGGAUAUCGUCGAGAAGAACGUCGCGAAGCACCAUUCGUCAGGCUAACAGAGGAGCAAAGUUGCAACCGCAGACUGUAGGUUUGGGCAUUGAUAUCGGGGUAAAUUCAAGCGUUGGAGAUGGAUUAACGCCAGCAACAGAGAGGGAAGUUCAGCUUGGGCGAGACGCGUACGACGGCGGGUGGGGCGGCGAGGAAACGCAGGGAGGGAACAUGAAUUCUGAUGAAGACGUGGAAGAGGAAUGGGACGAAAACUGGGAAAGGAAUGUGAUUGUCAGCAGGCGACGUGCUGCACCCAGCUCGAAUAUAACCAAGGACCGCAACUCAGUGUUUAUGGGACCACCGACCACCACGACAGUUACACCAACAACCAAUGCGACAACGAGAGUACUGCCACUACGCGCCAUGAACCUCGAGGAACAGCAACGGGGCCUCCCUCUCUCGGAGCCAUCCAUGAGCGGGGACACACGGCGUUUUUCUACGACCUCGAACCAGUCCGGCACAUCCACAAUUAUGGGCACAAUAGUCGUCGGUGAUGACACGGGUUCUCAGCGACGCAACACUCUCCGACACGUACGCAAACCUAUUCUGCCUCUGCGAGAUUCCGUUUCCGAUCUUGCUCCGUCAACCACUUCUUUUGCUUCUACUCCGGCUCCGGCUUUGGUUCCGGCAUCAGACGUGUUUCAACGUCGACCACCACUGCCAGAACCAAAGUCGGGUGCCGCCCCUCGCGAAAGCUAUUUUUCCACCACUUCGAUCUCGAGCCGAAAAGCCCGAAGGGAUGUGUGGAAAACUGGGUCAAUUCCUGUGGUGAUUGUCCCAGAGCGUCGAACCUCUCUCAAGUCCAACGGAAGACCUCCUUCUCUCCGGUCAAUGAGCAGUCGGAGAUCGCGGCGAAGCCAGAGUCUGAGCUCUGUUGGACGAUCAUAUGCGUCCGCAAGCAACUUUACGAUAGACAUAUAUAUGGACCAGUCGCGGCGCAGCCGGACCAUCUCUGAGUCCGACAGAUCUCGAGCCGGCGACCCGCGCACGGCCGAUCUUCCGCCGUAUAUUCCUAGACGGUCAUCAUCUCUUUCCGCUCCUACCAGUCGCAACGUGUCGAGGACCGGCUCUCUCACGGCCGAAAGCCUUCGAGCUCAUGACGCGCUUUAUGAGCAACACAAGGCUUCGCAGACGGUUGAACGGGCAGUGGAGAGACUACAGAGGGAAAAGCGACCGCCUCCGAAGCCGGUAAAUACCUCCAGACACUACCGCAGGACGGUUGACGGAAAUGAAUUGGAGCCAGAGCGACGCCAAUCUGGAACCAUCAAUAUCAAGUUCUCUCCUUCGAUCCAGUCAAGCAACUUUGACAACAGUGACCCGCGAACGCCGCGUAGCUUUCCUGCUGAUCACAAUGAUGAUGGAGGUCCUCGUCAUAGUUACGAAUACAACAAGAGGAAUUCCGUCCAACACACACCUUUCUCGCAAGCCUCUGUAGAGACGGGCGCCUCACAUGCCGAAGUGUCCGAAGCAAGGGCGAUAGUCAUGCACCAGCAUCAGAACACGUCUGUGAUGCUUGUAGACAACUCGACCAAGCCGUCCAAGGCCUCUUCGUUGGAUCGUCAGAGGUCUCCUCCAACGGCCACCCCCGCCAUUGCCGCAACAGAUGCCGAAGGAAACCCCCUAACACCGCCACAGGACCUCUCGAGGGAAGAUGACAAUUUCUCCCCCUUGAGGAACCCGAGAGCACCCCCCAAACCGCCACCGGCCAUCAACUUCAUCCCGGCAACGCCUUCUGGCCUAACACCUACUACGGAAAGACAGAAGGAGCUUGGGAAUUUCUACGAUGACAUGCCCGAGUCAGAGGAGCCUAAACCCGAGAGCGGAUUCGCCAUGCUCCGCCGGAAGCUGAGCCGCCGCCGAACCUCCGAGACAACUGGCACUCGUCCGGGUUUCCUUACUCGCACAUUUUCCUUGUCAAAGUACACCAAAAAUUACGAGUCAGAUGGUGGCAGCAGCGGUAGGUUGAAGAGACCCCACCUGAAGAGGUCCUUCACGGCCGAUGACGCCCCCGUCGAGCCAGACAAACUGCAUCCCGACUGGCGACCAUCCUACCAGUCUGAUUUCUCCGACAGCGGAAGUGAAGACGAGGAGCACUGGGACUACCCGCCCAUCGACAACCGUCCCCAACGGCCUGGUCUGAUGCCCAAGCGGAGCUUGAGCCAGCGGAUGAAGAAGGCAUUCGCCAUCAUGCCCCUACGCAAUGGCUCAAAGUACGACGCCACAUACUCAACAGACAGCGGCGACAUGCCCGACCGGGACAAACGGACCAUCCGACGCACGCCGAGCGGUAAUCUGCGGGUCACAAAGAUCCGGCAAAGCCUCGAGUCUAUAGCACAGUCCAUGGCACGGCCAUCCAUCUCAUCCGAAAGACCUACCAGACCGUCCAUCUCCUCACCAUCGGAUACAUCCCGACCGUCCAUCUCUACCGAAGCACCUCCUCGACCAUCCAUCUCGCCCGACUCAAGCUCAACUCGGCCCUCUAUGUCAUCCGAAAACCCACGCUUCUACCCGCCCCGCGUCCGUCGAAACUACGGUGCUCUCUUCCAGCGCCAACGACCACCUCCUCCCGCUGCUGCCAUGUCAGCAGCGCCACCCCUAACCCCCUCGUCUGUAUCCACUUUUGCGACCGGCCACUCUGUAUCCCCACCCAUUACUACUACGGCCGCGCCCGUACCACCGCCCAUGAAAAGACGCGGCAGUCUUAGCGAAAAGAUUAUACCUGUCUUGAACGAAAAGGUCAACAUUGUGCGGAGGAUGAGCGAGAAGCGGAAGGAGAGGAAGAGGGAUGAGAUGCGGAAGACGAUAAGUCACCCAAGAGUGGUCAGGGACGGGUUGGGGGAGGUGAUCAAGCAUGAUACAGGGAGAGAGAUUUUUGCGAUGAGUCAGGGUCAGCCUCAGCCGCAGCAGGGACAGAGGCAGUCACCGCCUGCUGUCAGGGGGUCGCCGCCUAGGUUAGGGAGGGGGUCACCUAUCUGA